Pectinophora gossypiella (pink bollworm) is the source of this 3608-nucleotide messenger RNA. RefSeq lists its product as uncharacterized. Bases 695 to 2944 code for a protein of 749 amino acids. The record is from RefSeq and is a predicted model, not a curated record. Gene Ontology annotation, molecular function: nucleic acid binding. The transcript is spliced from 2 exons. Lineage: Eukaryota; Metazoa; Arthropoda; Insecta; Lepidoptera; Gelechiidae.
UUGUUUCUUAUGGUGUGUAACCGCUGCUCUGUAUCCUUCAAAAAAGCACCCAGAGCGGGUAUCAUCGUAUCCCCAUUUUCAACAAGUACUAAACAUUAAAGACUUAAAUUUUCCGAUCACUUUCUCAGAUAUUUCUAUAUUUGAAAAAAAUAACCCUAGUUUGAGUAUUUUUGUUUAUGGAUUAAAAAAUGGUAAAGAAAUAACAGGUCCGUUAUACAAAUCAGAGUCGACCAUAAAGAACGAUAAACGUAAAGUUGUACAUCUUUUGUUCCUAGAAAACGAUACAUCGUCUCAUUUUUGUCUAAUCAAAGACUUGACUCGUCUUGUUAGAAACCAAAUUACUAAACAUCACGAAAAAGUUUAUUACUGUGAAAACUGUUUGUUAUUUUUCCACUCAGUUGAACGCAUCAAUAGUCAUUUAUGCGAAGGAACUGUUACUGUUUUACCAGAAGAGGGUUCAUUUAUUACAUUUAAAAAUUACAACAGAAAACAAGACAUUCCGUUUGUUAUCUAUGCCGAUUUCGAAACAAUUCUGCGACCUAUUCAAGACAAUGACUGUGAUACUGCUAACACAACAAAAUUGCAAUGUCACGUGCCCGCGGCGUUUGCGUAUAAUAUUGUGUCUUCCAUUGAUCCUAAUUUUAACCAAUUUAGAAUUUAUCGUGGUAGAGAUUGUGUUAAUAAAUUCAUAAAUAUGCUUUUGGAUGAUGCUAAGGAAAUUAAUACUUUAUUGAAUACGAAUCGAGGAAUGAAAUUUACUGAAAGUGAUGCUCGUGAUUUCGAAAAAUCUUUAUAUUGCCACAUUUGUAAUAAUUUUUUAUGGGGGAAAAAAGUUAGAGAUCAUUGUCAUAUUACUGGAAAGUAUCGCGGAGCAGCCCAUCGUCAUUGUAAUUUACAAUUUAAAGUUCCUAAAUGUAUCCCGAUCUUUUUCCAUAAUUUAUCUGGCUACGAUUGCCAUUUAUUUAUUAAGCAGUUAGGAGAGGUUCCUGGAAAAAUAACAAUAAUACCUAAAACGAAGGAAAAGUACACCUCGUUUUCUAAAUUUGUUCCUAUCAACGAAAAAGAGUACAUACAUUUACGUUUCGUAGAUUCUUUUAAUUUCUUAGGAACGAGUUUAGACAAACUAACCAAAACAAUGAAAACUGAGGAUUUUGUUUAUCUUCGGCGUCAUUUUCCUGAAGAGGAAAAAUUCAAAUUAUUGACUCGUAAGGGAGUGUAUCCGUAUGAUUAUAUGUCAAGUUGGGAUAAUUACGAAGAAACCGCACUGCCAUCGAAGUCUUGUUUUUUUAAUUCAUUAAAUAAUGAUCCAAUUUCCGAUGAUGAUUACAAUCACGCGAUGUCUGUAUGGUCGCGAUUUAGUUUGACUAGUUUAGGAGAGUAUACUGACUUGUAUCUCAAAUCGGAUGUUCUUCUGUUAACAGAUAUAUUUCAGAAUUUUCGUAAGACCUGUAAGCGACAUUACACUCUCGACCCUGCCUUUUACAUCUCAGCGCCAAGCCUAUCGUUUGACGCUAUGUUAUUAAUAACAGGAAUCAAACUUGAACUUAUAUCUGACAUAGAAAUUACCCGAAUGAUUCAAGACGGAAUUCGAGGUGGAUUAUGUAUGUGUUCGCAUCGCUAUGCUAAAGCUAACAAUAAAUAUAUUAAUGAAUACGAUGAAUCACAACCCGAGUCUUAUAUCGUUUAUGUGGAUUGUAAUAAUCUUUAUGGUUUCAGUAUGUGUCAAUAUUUACCAUACGCGAAUUUCAGGUUUUUGCUUGAAAGCGAAUUAAAUGAUUUUAACGUUUCAAGUAUACCCGACAACAAUGCCUGGGGUUACAUACUUGAAGUAGAUCUGUUAUAUCCUGACCAUUUACAUCAAUACCACAACGAUCUUCCAUUUUGUGCAGAAAAGUGCAUUCCUCCUGGUGGUAAAACUAAAAAACUCGUUCCAAACUUAUAUAAUAAAUACAAAUAUGUGAUUCAUUACGUACACCUAAAAAAGUGUAUAGAGCAUGGUUUAAUAUUACGUAAAAUCCAUCGAGUUAUUACCUUUAGACAGAGCGCAUACUUAAAACAAUAUAUUGAUUUAAAUACCGAGUUACGCAAAAAAGCAACAAGCGUAUUUGAGCAGGACCUAUUUAAAUUAUUUAAUAAUAGUACAUUUGGAAAAACGUUAGAAAAUACCGAAAAUAGAGUGAAUGUCCAAUUAGUUAAUAGUUGGAAGGAUGAAAACAAUAUAACAAAAAAGUCUACCCAAGCGGAGCGAUUGAUAGCUAGUCCUUAUUUUCAUAGUGUUUCAGUGUUCACGGAGAACUUAGUUGCUAUACAAAUGAAGCCCGACCAGAUUGUUUUAGAUAAACCAAUAUACAUAGGGUUUACAGUGUUAGAGUUAUCAAAAUCCCAUAUGUUUCACUUUCACUAUAAUGUCAUCAAGCCCUUUUAUAAAGAUAGAGUACAAUUGUGCUAUAUGGAUACCGACUCGUUUUUGUAUUUAAUACAUACAAAAGAUUUUUAUCUGGACAUAAAAAGUACUUUUCAUAGUUAUUUCGAUACAAGUAAUUACGACGAGCAAAACCAAUGGUGCCUUCCUAUUAAAAACAAAAAAGUUCCUGGUCUUUUUAAAGAUGAGAUGGGAGGAAAGAUUAUUACUGACUUUGUCGGUUUACGCUCAAAACUUUAUUGCGUGAAAAAUUGUGAUCAAGUUAUCAAAAAGGCUAAAGGCGUAAAGUCCUCAGUAGUACGUGACUUAACCAUUACAGACUAUGAAAAAGUUCUCUUUGAUAAUGAAAUAAUUAAAAGAAAAAAUAUUUUGUUCAAGUCGAUAAAACAUCAAAUAUUCACACAAAGCGUAAAUAAAGUUGCAUUAUCUAACAGCGAUGACAAACGAUCGAUAUGUACCGAUAAAAUUAGAACCCGAGCUUGGGGAAACGCUUUAACUUUUAAAAACCUAGAUUAUGAGUAAAACCUAAAGACCAUCUCAAAUAAUCAUAAGUAGUAAUAUAAUAAAUUACUUAAUAAUUAUUAACUUAAAUUUGUAUAAAAUUGGUUACGAAUUAUUUAUUAUUUAUUUAUUAAAAAUAAGCACAGUACUUAAUACAUUUUUUUACAAUUGACGGUGCAACAAAAACCAACUUUGGUUUAUCCGUACACCGACAUUCACCAUCGUCGCUUCCAAUUUGCAACAUAAUAUCAUGCUCGAACAAAUAGUACAAUAAAUUGGAACAUGUAGGUAGGAAUUUAUACACUUGCAAGCGAAGUACACAAAAACUAGUUCGCUGCAUCAGCUUCACCCCGCGCGUCACACGUAACUACCGGACAGCGCGACACACAGGAGGUUUUUGCGGCUUCUCUAAUAUUUUUCCUGAUUUAAGAAAUGGUGCUUUAGUUUGUAUUUAAUGUUAAGUUCAGUGAUUUCAUUUUUAAGGUUAGUAGAUUUAGGUCAAAAAAGUUUUCAGAGAGGAGUGUAUAUUUAAUUUGGUCGUGUAUAGGCAUGAUUUUGCAGUGCUGAAAUAGGUGUAAGUAAUUGUUCUUAUGCUUCGUUUUAAUUUUAGGAGGCACAAUGGCUUUCAAUAGUCUUAAUUGCAAUCUGUAUAUUGCAUCAAGAUGUGUCUUACACGUUCUACCAU